Molecule: messenger RNA, 917 nt
Organism: Helicoverpa zea (corn earworm)
Lineage: Eukaryota; Metazoa; Arthropoda; Insecta; Lepidoptera; Noctuidae
Product: RNA-binding protein 7
Exons: 2
Coding region: 88-711 (207 amino acids)
Biological process (GO): regulation of alternative mRNA splicing, via spliceosome
Cellular component (GO): nucleus
Molecular function (GO): single-stranded RNA binding
Source: RefSeq, a predicted model, not a curated record
UUCAUGCUUUCUUUUCUUCCUUUAAAGUGUGUUCGUUUACGAAAUUCCUUUAUAUUUGUGAUUGUGCUCAUUCAAUAACAAAAUACAAUGAUUGAAGAAGACAAUAAAACAAUUUGGUGUGGUAAUUUACCCGAACAAGUUACUGAGGAAAUACUAUACGAAUUGUUUUUGCAGGCCGGACCAUUAGAGAAAGUCAGAAUACCUAGAGACCGCGAUGGACGCCAGAAGAACUUCGCUUUUGUCACAUACUGCCAUGAAGUAUCAGUCCCAUACGCAAUCAACCUAUUUCGAGGAACCUCCCUGUUUCACAGGACUUUAACACUGCAAAGCCGAGGACGAAUGGUGACAUUACCACCGCCGAUCAGAUGCUAUGGACUGGAGCCUCCAUUAGAGUUCCCUCCUCAAAUAAAUAUAGCCAAACAAUUUGUUGACAUGACUGAGCAUCUGAAAGAAGAUGAGUUUAAAACUAAUAUGAUUCGCCAACCACAUGAUCCUAAUGAUAGGUUAGUUAUAGCCAGCUUACAGGGCAACUGGUCACAUCGGCACCACCCCUACAGGCCCAAAGACAAGUCACACAGAGAUCAAGACCGAGACUAUCGUCCCAGGGAGGCACACAAUGAUAACUAUGGCAGAAACAAAGAUAAUAGGAAUAAGCAUUCAGGAAACUGGCGAGAAAGGAGAACACAUAAAAAAGGGAGCUACCAUAGAUAAUUUUAAAGAUUUUUGUACAUACUCAAGAUAAUGUAAAAUAUUAAGAAAAUUACUUUUUUGGAAUUUGUAUUCCAUAAUUCUAGAUAUUGUAAGGCAAAGAAUGCCUUUUAGCAAUGAGUUAAGAUUUUCUGUCAGUACUUUGUGCUUCCAAUAAAUACAUUAAGGUAUUAGGUAAAUAAAACAAAUGUUUGAGAGUUGUAUGAAUA